AUGUCUGAGGGAAAGAGGCAGUCUCUCCCCCCUCCACAGAGCAUCGCAGAACCGGACGCGGGAGUCAGAGCAGGUGGUGACGAUCAGCCGGGGUCCACUGUACGAUCCGUUAUACGCCGGGGUGGAACCAGACGCCACCUGUCCCGGACAAUUAGUGUGAGCGGCAGUACGGCUAAAGACACCAUCGUGGCCGGCCGCGACGGGGGACGAGAUUACACAGAAAUCAACUCCAUUCCCCCUCUACCCCUCUACGCUCUGCUCUCUGCUGACCUGGACACCUCCUAUAAGGGAGGAGAGGAGGGGGCGAAGGGAGGGAAGGUGGCCGAGGUAGAGGGKGCGAGGAAGACAGRAGGAGAUCAGUACACAGACCUGUUCCAGUUGCAGGCGGUGACGACAGAUGACUUUGUGAGCUUCGCUACAGAGAAAGUAGAGAAGAAGUCUARAUUCAUCAACCUGUCUCAGUACGGACCCACCUACUUCGGACCAGAACACGCACAGGUGUUAUCUAGUCAGCUGAUGCAUUCCAGUCUUCCAGGUCUGACCAGGUUGGAACAGAUGUUUCUGGUGGCUCUAGCUGAUACUGUAGCUACCACCAGUUCAGAGGUCAGCAGCUCCACUGACAAACAGUACACAGGUCAGUCUCAGAGAGAGGGAGGGUGUCUGACUUGGGCCAUGUUUUACCUGACCAUGGUCUAUUAG
Molecule: messenger RNA, 699 nt
Organism: Salvelinus sp. IW2-2015
Lineage: Eukaryota; Metazoa; Chordata; Actinopteri; Salmoniformes; Salmonidae
Source: RefSeq, a predicted model, not a curated record